UGUCAACUUCAACUUGAAUUUUUAGUAAAGAAAAUGGCCGAGGAAGUUGCUCUAGCCCAAAGUGCCCAACCAGGUGGGGACACGAUAUUCGGUAAAAUAUUAAGAAAGGAAAUCCCCUGCAAUUUAAUUUACGAAGAUAACUUGUGCAUCGCUUUCGACGACAUCAACCCCCAAGCCCCGGUUCACUUCCUGGUGAUACCGAAAAAAUUCAUUCCCCAAUUAUCGAAAGCUGAAGACGAAGACGAGGCAAUCUUAGGGCAUCUGCUUAUCGUCGCCAAGAAGAUCGCGCAGAAGAGGAAUUUGAAAAACGGAUUCAGAAUUGUUAUCAAUGACGGCCCUAUUGGGGCGCAAUCUGUUUACCACAUCCACGUGCACGUUUUAUCCGGAAGGCAAAUGCAAUGGCCGCCGGGUUAACUUUUAAUUUAUUUUUUUUUGUUAAUAAAAUAAAUUUUAGUGGAUUU
Diorhabda carinulata is the source of this 461-nucleotide messenger RNA. RefSeq names its product adenosine 5'-monophosphoramidase HINT1 (gene HINT1). The record is from RefSeq and is a predicted model, not a curated record. The transcript is spliced from 2 exons. Gene Ontology annotation, molecular function: hydrolase activity. Gene Ontology annotation, cellular component: cytoplasm; nucleus. The coding region runs from base 34 to 414 and encodes 126 amino acids. Gene Ontology annotation, biological process: purine ribonucleotide catabolic process. Lineage: Eukaryota; Metazoa; Arthropoda; Insecta; Coleoptera; Chrysomelidae.